This is a messenger RNA of Leptinotarsa decemlineata (Colorado potato beetle), 899 nucleotides long. RefSeq names its product integrator complex subunit 14 (gene IntS14). Lineage: Eukaryota; Metazoa; Arthropoda; Insecta; Coleoptera; Chrysomelidae. Gene Ontology annotation, biological process: snRNA 3'-end processing. The record is from RefSeq and is a predicted model, not a curated record. Gene Ontology annotation, cellular component: integrator complex.
UCCUAACCUCAUAGUUCUCCAGUUGUGGCAAAGGUAAACAAAAAAUAAUGUAAACAUUGUAAAAACUAUCAUAACAAGUGGUACAUAGUAUAUUUCAAAAAUUUGAAAUGCCUACUGUUAUUUUAUUGGACGUAUCUUUAUCUAUGACAAGACCUGUCCAUCUCAGUGAUGGAAUUGAAACUACUAGAAAGCAACUGGCAGAAAUCGGAAUAAAUGCUUUUCUGGAUCAUCUCAGUAUUCACUCCAAAUUAGAAUUCAUAUCCCUGAUCGCAUUUUCUUCGUUAUAUGAAGAGAGAUGUCCAUUUACCAGAGAUUACAAUGUGAUAAAAGGAGAAUUGAAAAAUAUAGACGAUUAUGAUAAAACUUGUAUUGAAACUGCCCUCCAUGGUGUCAACCAAAUGGUUUUGGGAGAAUGGGGAAACAACACAGCCUGUCAAAUAAUUUUGGUGACAGAUGGAAGUACCGGCGUUGGAUCAAAAUCCCUAAAGGAAUCUUUGUCAACAAUAAAUCAACGCUCAAGCAAAGUACCUUUUCCAAUUCCUUUCUCUUUUCCAGGAAAGUUGCAUGUAGUGUGUAUAACUCCUUCAUCAGAUUUGAAUUUUAUCAAAGCUAAACCUCUGUAUCAGAGGUUGAUAGAUCUUACUGGAUAUGACGGUUCAAUUUUGGUGCCAGACAAUCUUCAGAAUGAAUGUAAUGUUACCAGCUUGUUUCAAAAGCUUGCAGAGGACAUGUACGUUAUGUUCAAAGGUGUACUGAGAUGCGGUAACUUGGAAUCAAAAGUUAUACUGUCACCAGCUCCAGUGGUAAUUACUUUUUCACAUAUCAAUAAUUUACAUUUCAAAGUUAUUUGGUAUUCAUUGAUUUUGGUGGGAAUUUAUAUUUGAGAUGUUAAUUUUUCA